Molecule: messenger RNA, 1248 nt
Organism: Cyprinodon variegatus (sheepshead minnow)
Lineage: Eukaryota; Metazoa; Chordata; Actinopteri; Cyprinodontiformes; Cyprinodontidae
Gene: hs2st1a
Product: heparan sulfate 2-O-sulfotransferase 1
Exons: 6
Coding region: 434-1135 (233 amino acids)
Cellular component (GO): membrane
Molecular function (GO): heparan sulfate 2-sulfotransferase activity
Source: RefSeq, a predicted model, not a curated record
AAAAUAAAAAACAUAAUAUAUAUGUUUUUAGUCUGGCGUUAGCUAAGGCCAACUAAAAAUUAUCUUCUUUGUCUUUACGGAUUUCCAGGGUUUUGAAUGAAGGGCGACCCCUGCUGUCUGGUCGGGGUAAAUGAAAUGAAACUGUCCAAUCCGGAUUGAAUAGGCAGUAAAAGUGGACGAAUAGAAAGCCUGUGCUGGCUGCUGGACUGAUUCUACAUCCAAUGGUCUGGGUGGCAAACAGUGGAUGUGUCCGCGGUGCGGUGGGAGCCACACUCGGUGGGACAGGGGACACUGGUACCAGUCUGGUUCCGAUCCGCUUUCUGCUGAAACCAGCGGGGCUCUGUGGCGAUUUACAACCCGCAGCGAUGAAUUAAAUCUGGGGAUCUGCCUCUGGAGGAUGGAGUGACCGAACCCCCCCUUCCUGGAUGAUUUGAUGGGGCUGCUCAGAGUCAUGAUGCCGCCCAAGUUGCAGCUGCUGGCGCUGCUCGCCUUCGCAGUGGCCAUGUUCUUCCUGGAGAACCAGAUCCAGAAGCUGGAGGAGUCCCGGGGAAAGCUCGAGCGAGCCAUCGCCAGACACGAGGUGCGGGAGAUCGAGCAGCGGCACACUCACGACGGCCUGAGGGAGCGCGAGACGGCGGCCACGCUGUCCGACGCCGAGGAUGACCUGGUGAUCAUCUACAACCGCGUCCCCAAGACUGCCAGCACCUCCUUCACCAACAUCGCCUACGACCUGUGUGGGAAGAACCACUACCACGUCCUGCACAUCAACACCACCAAAAACAACCCCGUCAUGUCCCUGCAGGACCAGGUGCGGUUUGUAAAGAACGUGACAGAAUGGAAGGAAAUGAAGCCGGCCUUUUACCACGGACACGUCUCCUUCCUGGACUUCACCAAGUUCGGAGUGAAGAGGAAGCCCGUCUACAUCAACCUGAUCAGGGACCCCAUCGAGAGGCUGGUGUCUUAUUAUUACUUCCUACGUUUUGGGGACGACUACAGACCUGGGCUGAGACGCAGGAAACAAGGAGAUAAGAAGACGUUUGAUGAGUGCGUAUCAGCGGGCGGCUCAGACUGCGCUCCUGAGAAACUCUGGCUGCAGAUCCCCUUCUUCUGUGGUCACUAUUCUGAAUGUUGGUGAGUUGCCUUCAUUUCCGUCCUGAUUUCCUCUUUGGUAACAUCAGGUUUCCAUGGCGAUCCGUUGGUCGCAGCUCCGUUCUUAAACAGCUGAAUCCAGACAUCAACAUUCAGUCC